Messenger RNA from Brienomyrus brachyistius, 1812 nucleotides. Its product is annotated as C-C chemokine receptor type 3-like. Lineage: Eukaryota; Metazoa; Chordata; Actinopteri; Osteoglossiformes; Mormyridae. The transcript has 5 exons. Gene Ontology annotation, cellular component: membrane. The coding region runs from base 387 to 1622 and encodes 411 amino acids. Gene Ontology annotation, biological process: G protein-coupled receptor signaling pathway; chemotaxis; immune response. Gene Ontology annotation, molecular function: chemokine receptor activity. The record is from RefSeq and is a predicted model, not a curated record.
UCUCUCCCACCACAACAGCGUUGUCCUCCUUGGUCUCCUGAUGUCAUCCAGCUCUCGCUCUUUUGCAAGUAGUACGCCAGCAAGUUAUUGCAAUAUUGUGCAGCGUAGUACACAUGAUAACCAUACGGCAGGGUUCAUGAGAAAAUGCAACCUCAUGUGCAGAAGUUUUCUUUUUAAAUUUUAGAACUUUUAAAUUUUAGAAAUUUUAGAACGACACUGGUCCAGCCCGCUAUAAUGGGAAGGAGUUUGCCGCACCUCACUACCCACCAACAAGCAACGUGUCACAUUACACAAAGGGCGCUCUGCACACUGUAAGGACAUCUGCAAGGCGGCUGGAGACACGCGAGGUGCUGCAACCAUCCACGUGCGACAGAGGUAAUGCUUGCAUGCACCAGCAACCUCUUACUAAGUAUUAUCUAUGGACUUGUACAGAAUACACAAAAGGAAUCUACGCCAUGGAUGUCAACAACUGUACGAAUGAGAUAAGGAAAUACAGCUGGUUUGCCUUCCUGAUGUAUCUAUGGACAUUUCUGCAGGGAAUCUACGCCAUGGAUGUCAACAACUUUACCAAUGAGAUAAGUGACAACUAUUUCACUUCGGACUAUGCCUACCCCGACUACUCCGAUGACCCUGACUAUGAGGGUUAUGGACCAUGCAAGUAUGAGAGACACAGCGCUGUUUUCCUGCCUGUCUUUUAUUCCCUGCUCUUCGUGUUCGGGUUAAUCAGCAAUGGCCUCGUCAUGUGGGUCAUGCUGAUGUCUGUGAAGCGACUGAGUAUCACCGACAUCUGCCUCCUGAACCUGGCUGUGGCGGAUCUUCUGCUGCUCGUCACCCUUCCCUUCUUGGCCCACUACUCGAGAGCGGACUGGGUCUUCGGUCAUGUCAUGUGCAAAGUUGUCAUGGGCAGUUACUAUAUUGGCUUCAACAGCAGCAUCUUCUUCGUCGUGAUCAUGAGCAUCGACCAGUACCUGGCUGUGGUUCAUGCCGUGAGUUCCCUCAAGACCAUAUCACGCAAAUAUCGAGUCAUCAUGAUCACCGUAACCUGGAUCGUAGGGCUUCUGGUUUCGUUUCCUGAGUUAACGCUCAUUGACGUUCAUCUACAGAGUAACACAAGUUUGUGUGAAGUUGGCUAUCACAGUGAACCAUUCCUGAGAGCAUUUGGCCUGUUUAAAAUGAAUGUCGCCAGCCUUCUAAUUCCAUUUUUCAUCAUGGUGUUUUGCUACUCGAUGAUCCUGAGAAAAAUACUCCGUUGCACUUCAACAAACAGGAAGACCGUCCGCCUCGUGCUUCUGUUGGUUGUGGUGUUUUUCUGCUGCUGGACCCCCUACAAUGUUGCAUCAUUCUUUCAGGCAUUAGAAGUGCUCGGUAUCUACACAGCAUGUGAAUCCAGCAAGGCCAUUCAGUUGAGCCUGCAGGUGACGGAGGCUGUAGCCUACUCCCACACCUGCUUGAAUCCCAUCAUUUACGUCUUUGUUAGGGAGAGGUUCAGGAGGCACCUGUUUAAACACAUUAACCGGAUGCCCUGCUUGUAUAAUAAGCUUAUUUCCACAGUCACAUCACAGCUAUCCCAGACAAGCAGAAGCGAACAGUCCAGUACAGCUAUGAAUGUCACUUCUGUUUAAAUAGCAUAUCCAUGCAAUAUUAUAGACAUACGUGUAGAAUUUUUUUAUCUUUUAACAUAUGUUCUGUCUCCAGUAUAAACCUGUUUUGCAUAAGAAAUCGUAUUAAAUAAUGGAGUAUUUGAUUUUGCUUUUUUCUUUCCUCUGCAAACAUGAAUAUCCAUUACUCUUAAAUAAAUAUAUUUCUACUCUU